Messenger RNA from Vanderwaltozyma polyspora DSM 70294, 2724 nucleotides. RefSeq names its product Zn(II)2Cys6 transcription factor. Bases 1 to 2724 code for a protein of 907 amino acids. The record is from RefSeq and is a predicted model, not a curated record. Lineage: Eukaryota; Fungi; Ascomycota; Saccharomycetes; Saccharomycetales; Saccharomycetaceae. The transcript has a single exon. Gene Ontology annotation, biological process: regulation of DNA-templated transcription. Gene Ontology annotation, molecular function: zinc ion binding; DNA-binding transcription factor activity, RNA polymerase II-specific.
AUGGUAGGAAAUAAUGAAAUGACUACAAAACGAAAGUCCUUUAAUGGUUGUUGGACUUGUCGAUCUCGUAAGGUUAAGUGUGAUCUUAAUCGACCUAAAUGUCAACGAUGUGACCGAUUAGGUAUAAUAUGUGAAGGUUAUAGCGUUAAAUUGCAUUGGUCUAAACCUGUAAAAUUUGAUAAAUUUGGUGAUUUUGUUGAUUCUAGACCUCGCAACCAUACUUCCGAUGUCGAUUUGAAUUCGCUUGGUUCACAAAGAAGAAAUAUUCCUUUUGUUCGUUAUGAUGAAACAAAUUUGUCCAGACAAAAAAUCGAGAAAGAUUUAUUAUUAAUUGAAGUUACAACAUCUGAAAAACUCAAUGAAGAUUUACCCUAUUUGGUAGAGAGGUUUGGUGUCUUUAAAAAAUCUUUUGAAAGACACUCUAAAGAAGCUCCCUCCACCAUCGAUGAGCGAUAUACUCAAGUUAAGGAUAAUACCAUAGAUAAUGUUAACCGCAACAAGGUUCAAGUAACACAGGAAACACAGGAAACACAAGAAACCCAGGAAACACAAGUAACAAAGGAAACACAAGUAACACAGGAAGUACCAGUAAUACAGGAAAUACAAGAAGCACAAGACAAGGAAAUUACCGAAUACCCUAGUACAGAAUAUACGACUAAUCAUUAUGGGUUAUUUGAUAUUGAUACUGAUUUUUUUAAUUCAUAUAAUUUUGAUUGGAUAUCAAGUGAAUUAAGAGAUGAUGCAUUACUAUCAGCAUUUGCUUUACAAGGUGGCCACACUGAAACGGCAUCAAUAAUUAAUUUGGCACACGAAAAUGUGCAAAAUAAUAAUGCUACUAAGGCGAUCUCAUCCCAAUUUGGAAUAGUAGAUCAGAUGAUAAACCACAUAUCAAAUAAUUCCACAAGCCCAAAUAGUAAUGAUACAAAUAUAUUAAAAUUGAACGAUAAACAUUUAAAUAUACCACUAACAUUGCUAUUCAAUAGACAACCUAACCAUGAGACAGCUAACGAACUAGCCAAAAAAGAUGCUGGUACAAAUAUAGAGGAGAUAUCAGGAUAUGGUAUUAUCGAAGAUAACAAAAUUAGUACGAAGAAUGGAUUAAUCGAUUCAAUUGAUAGAAGCCGAGAAGCCCCUAAAACAAUACUAGAAAUAAUCCCUUCAUUUAUAGACAAUAACAAUAUAGAAGAUGUAUCUAGUGAUACAUUUGAAGUUAAAAUCCCAAAUACAAAUUUUGUAAUUCAUGGCCUUACAAGAUUUUUGUUAAACCAUUAUUUCAAUAAUGUGGCUGAUUUAAUGAUAGUAGUGACAGUUUCGAAAAAUCCAUGGAAGACGUUAUUCUUUUCACGAGUGUUGAAUGCUUUAGGUGACCUAGCUGGUUUAGGACAUACAUCCAAUUCCCGAAAUUCAUUAUUGAACGCAAUUUUGGCUGUCUCCUGUUUCAAUCUUAUAAACAAGUUUUGUAAAGGUUCUAAACCACAGAGAUUUUUUCUAAAACUAGGCAUAGAAUUUAGAACUCAGGCUUGUAAUUUCUUAAAAGUCUGCUUGAGUUCAACAGCGAAGAGAGAAAGAUAUAAGGAUGUUUUAAUAGCGAUAAUUUGCAUGUGCUCAAUCGAUGUAGUUUGGGGGACAAUGUCUGAAUGUCACUAUCAUUUAGAGAUAUGUGAAAAAUUUAUAAAAUCUAGAAUGGAAAAAAGAGCAAAACUUUCAGAGAAAGCCAAGACGUUACAUAGGAUUUUUUCCUUCUUAAAAUUGAUACAGGAUAGCACAUCACUAGGACAAAUAUCUGACGAAGAAAUUGUGAUAGGUAGUAAAACGAAACAAGCUAGUUCUGGAUCUGAUAUGGAAAAUAUUGACUCAAAUAUACAGAAACCAAGUAAUGAUGAUUAUGAUUAUGAAAAGUCUAGCUUCAAGAAUGGACUGUAUAAAGAAGCAGUUAACAGAGAAGAUGGGAAGAUUAACAUUGAAUUUAUAUUACACUCAGAGGUAAACAAUAUUAAUGAAGAAAAUAGUAAUACAACCAGCUUGGAAGUGAAACCUCCAAUGUUCACAAGCAUAGUCGCCGAUAGUUAUUAUUAUUCAGAUGGGAAACCCCUGGAAGCAGAAACUUUAGGGACUGAUGCGUUAUAUGGGAUGCCAAAUUCAUUGAUUUUAUUAUUUUCUGAUUGUAUUAGAAUAGUACGACAUAAUGAAUAUUAUAAAAUUAAAGAACUUCCUAUACCAAGAGAAUUUAACGACCUUACAUUAAGCUUUGAGAAACGUUUAAUGCGAUGGAAACCAGAGUGGAAUUUUUAUAUCGACAAAGAUAAAAAAUUAUUUAUUAAUAAUACCAUCGCGGGUGUAUACCACCACACAAUGAGCUUCUACUUUAGCUUGAUUAUAUACUAUUUUACAAUGGCUCGUGACUUAAAUAUUGAAUUUCUUCAAGGAUAUGUACUCAAAGUUCUAGAACAUUUAAAGUCGUUGCGAAAACUUGCUGAGAAUAAAAAUGUUAAAGUUCUUCCAUUAAUUUGGCAAGGCUUUAUAGCAGGCUGUGCUAGUAAUUCUAUUGAAAUUCAGGAAGAAUUUAGAGAGUGGGCUGCAAAACUUGCUGAGUAUGGGAUGGGCUCAUAUUGGGGUGCUAGACAGGUUAUGUUCGAGGUAUGGAAACGUCGUAGAAUCGGAAAAACAGGUGAUAAUUGGAAUGUUGUUUACAAAGAAUGGAAUAUGAAUUUAAUGCUUUUCUAA